UAUUCUCAGAGGCAACCCGGAACAUAUCCCAGUCCGGUAUGUUCCUGACAGUAGACUGACCUCUCUUCUCUCUGUAGAACCUGAUGGCCAAGGCAUUAUACGACAACGUCCCCGAGUCCCCGGAGGAGUUGGCCUUCCGGAAAGGGGACAUCUUAACAAUCAUUGAGCAAAACACGGGUGGCCUGGAGGGGUGGUGGCUCUGCUCGCUACACGGACGCCAGGGCAUCGCCCCGGGCAACCGCCUCAAGCUGCUGAUUGGUCCAAUGUUCGACGCCCAGUCCCCUAUCGCCCAAUCAUCACCUAUAGGCUCGGCCUACCAGCAGAAGGCCGUGUCAUCGUCCCAGGGGCUGUACCAGGUGCCCCCGUCCCUCCAGAGCCCGGGGCAGCAAGGGAUCUACCAGGUACCCCUGGGACAAGAUGUGUACCAGGUCCCCCUCAGAGGAAUGCCCUGGCUGCAGACAACACCCCCAGCAAG
Oncorhynchus masou masou (cherry salmon) is the source of this 475-nucleotide messenger RNA. RefSeq names its product enhancer of filamentation 1-like. Gene Ontology annotation, biological process: cell migration; cell surface receptor protein tyrosine kinase signaling pathway. Gene Ontology annotation, cellular component: plasma membrane; cytoplasm. The annotation marks the transcript as partial. The record is from RefSeq and is a predicted model, not a curated record. The transcript has a single exon. Gene Ontology annotation, molecular function: protein binding. Lineage: Eukaryota; Metazoa; Chordata; Actinopteri; Salmoniformes; Salmonidae.